CACGGACCACACACUUGAGCACCGAAUAACAAACUGACCCUCACUGACCACUGACCACCGCCCACUGACCACUCUUCUCCGAUCCUCCCAAUAAUACCAAUUAUCACCUGCACCCCAUUCAAGCCUCCUCUGUACUAGUGCCCCCCGGACGCUAUGCCAUCCAUGUGUUUCAUUCUCUUAGCGCCACAACUGCAAUAUCACUCCCUCGUCUCCUCCAUGACUUCACUGUCCUUCUUGUUUUUCUGAUUGAUGACCGGUGCCGUAGAGCGAGCUUGGUGUUCUCUGUGUCUUGCUUCGUUUCGUGCGCUCCCAUGUCGGCCGUUUAGACUUUUUGCACUAUCAUCACUAUAGAUUUCAUGCAUUGUUGGAGCCUGUCAGUCUUGCUUACAUAGCCAGCAUGUUUUCGAAAUUCCGGAGCCGCAGCAACAGCGAGGGGAAGGAGAAGCCUGUCCAUACGGAGAUGGAUGAUUCCAUCUCAAAGCCCAAAUCAAGAUGGAGCAUGGGCAUUCUGAACGACAAGGAGACGGACGAGGUUCCAGGUUCCGUCCUGCUCCUGUCGAACGUCCACCAGAGGAACGAGCCGCUCGGACUCCGUCAUGCUGAGGCUCGCACAUCUGCCUCCUCGAUUCCCUCGCCAUAUCCGGCCUCGAUCAGGACACGAGACCGCAGUAGAGACUCGAGAGCGACGCGUCACUCUGUGCCCGAAGUCAAGAAGACUGCCGACGGUACCAUCAUCCUGGACCCACAGCCAGACGACACGCCCAACGAUCCCCUAAACUGGCCGUCGUGGCGUCGAGACAGCGCCCUGCUCUCCAUCGGCCUGUACUGUAUGUUGGGCGGCGGCGUCACGCCCAUGCUAGCAGCCGGGUUCCCGGACGUUGCGGAGACAUACCACGUGCCGCUUCCUCGCGUCGCGCUGACGACGGGCUUGUGUAUGACGGGUCUCGGCAUCGGCUCGGUCAUCAUGUCCCCGACGGCAAUCAAGUUUGGCAAACGGCCGGUCUAUCUUGCGUCUGCGAUCCUCUUCGCCACGAGUUCGGUCUGGUGCGCCCUCUCGCCAAACUAUGUGUCCCUCCUUAUUGCAAGGAUAGUCCAGGGCAUCUCGGUUAGUCCGGUGGAGUGCCUGCCCUCUGCGACGAUUGCAGAGAUCUUCUUCCUGCAUGAACGGGCGUAUCGCUUGGGGGUGUAUACGCUGUUACUGCUUGGUGGCAAGAACCUGGUUCCGCUCGGUAAGUGCUGGAGAGCGUACCGGUUGGCUUUUACUAAAGCCAUCAAAGUCAGUGCCGCUAUCAUCCAAUCGCUAGGCUGGAGAUGGGUAUUCUGGAUACUCGCCAUGGUCAUCGGGUUCUGCUUCUUUCUCUUAUUCCUCUUUGUGCCCGAAACAUUCUGGGACCGCACGCCGAGAGCGAGAAAACACCAUCGUGGCAAGAAGAAGCCAAGCCGGCUGAGUCUACACAGCAUUGUCCAGUCCCAUCAUACAAAUCCUACUACUCCUGUCCAAUCGCCCGCUGCCGACACGUCCUUUGUCAACUCGCCCAUCAUCCCAUCACCCACAUCACCAACUCACGACAAUGCCAACAUCGGCCUAGACCACGGCAUCACUACCCCCCGCCAACAUAAAAACGUCCACGUAGGCUUCGCAGAAGCCCUACCAACAGACACCACCCAACCCGACCGAGACAUCGAGAAAGCAAACCACCCAAUCCCCGAACCCGCCGCCAUCCACACCACCACCACCACCACCACCGACCCCUCCCACCCCAUCCGCCCCAUCCUCACCCGCGAACCCUCCGUCCUCUCCACCGCAACCACACCCCCACCCCCAAACCACUACACAGACCACUACCGCAGCGCACCCCCGCGCACCUUCAUCGCCUCCCUAGCCCCAUACUCGGGCCGCCUCGCACCGGGAAACUGGUUCCUCAUCGCCCUCCGCCCCUUCAUCCUCUUCGCCUACCCGGCCGUCCUCUGGUCCUCGGCCACCUACGCCCUCUCCGUCGGCUGGCUCGCCCUGCUCUCCGAAUCCGUAAGCCACGUCUACGAGCAGCGCGCAAGCUACAACUUCACCAGCCUCCAAGUCGGCCUCGUCUAUCUCGCGCCCUUCAUCGGGGGUAUUCUCGGCACCGUCGUCGCGGGCCGGCUAUCGGAUGUUGUUGUGCGCUGGAUGAGUCGGCGGAAUGACGGCGUGUAUGAGCCUGAGUUUCGGCUUGUGAUGGCGCUGCCGAUUGCGGUUAGUACGACGGCGGGACUGAUGGGGUUUGGGUGGAGUGCGCAGGAGCGGGAUGCGUGGAUUGUGCCGACGGUGUUUUUUGGGGUGAUUGGGUUUGGGUGUGCGUUGGGGAGCACGACGGCGAUUACGUUUUGUGUGGAUAGUUAUCGGCAGUAUGCGGGGGAGGCGUUGGUGACGUUGAAUUUCUCGAAGAAUAUCUUCCACGGCCUCGUCUUCUCGCUCUUCUUCACCCGCUGGCUCGAUGCUGCUGGUCCGCGCACCGUCUUUCUGGCUACCGGUGGGCUGCAGCUCUUCGUCAUGCUGUGGAGCAUUCCGAUGUAUAUCUACGGUAAGCGUGCGCGCAUGUGGACGGUGCGGCAGAGGAUGAUGGAGAGGUUUUAGGGGUUAAGGGGUUUGGGG
Molecule: messenger RNA, 2629 nt
Organism: Pseudovirgaria hyperparasitica
Lineage: Eukaryota; Fungi; Ascomycota; Dothideomycetes; Acrospermales; Acrospermaceae
Product: MFS general substrate transporter
Exons: 4
Coding region: 398-2611 (737 amino acids)
Biological process (GO): transmembrane transport
Molecular function (GO): transmembrane transporter activity
Source: RefSeq, a predicted model, not a curated record